AUGGAAUAUGGGGAACAGUGUGUGAUGAUGACUGGGAUCUCAUGUGUCUUUAUAUUAUUUGUGUGGAUAACAGCUGUCAGGUUGGUGAAUGGCAGUGACUCCUGUUCUGGACGAGUGGAGGUUCUCUAUAAUGGAACAUGGGGAACAGUGUGUGAUGAUUACUGGGAUCUGUCAGAUGCUGCAGUGGUGUGUAGAGAGAUGGGCUGUGGGAAUGUGAUCGAGGCAAAGAGUAAAGCUUAUUUUGGACAAGGAUCAGGACAGAUAUGGAUGGAUGGCGUGAAUUGUGCUGGGAAUGAGUCCUCACUAAAGAACUGUAAGACAAGAGGAUGGGGAAGACGUGACUGUGGACAUCAGAAAGAUGCUGGAGUCAUCUGCAACUAAAAAAACAACAACUUGUCUUUAUUAUUUGUGUGGAUAACAGCUGUCAGGUUGGUGAAUGGUGGUCACUCCUGUUCUGGACGAGUGGAGGUUCACUAUAAUGGAAUAUGGGGAACAGUGUGUGAUGAUUACUGGGGUCUGUCAGAUGCUGCAGUGGUGUGUAGAGAGAUGGGCUGUGGGAAUGUGAUAGAGGCAAAGAGUUUUGCUUAUUUUGGACAAGGAUCAGGACAGAUAUGGAUGGAUGAUGUGAAUUGUGCUGGGAAUGAGUCCUCACUAAAGAACUGUAGGACACCUGGAUGGGGAAGACAUGACUGUGGACAUCAUGAAGAUGCUGGAGUCAUCUGCAACUGUGAGUUUAAAACAUACAUAAUUGAAGUACAAAUUUAAUAUUUUACAUUUUCUUUUUUUAAAGGGGUCAUGAACUGCAUUGUUUUAUUGUUUUAUAAUGUUUCCUAGGGUGCACUUAUAAUGUUAGUAUGGUUUUACAUCAAAAAUUGUCAUAAUUUAGAAAUCAAAGGCAUUUUUCCUACUCUCAUUUUUCCUCUUAUUUGAACGCUCUGUUUUAAGGGGCGUGUCUGCUAUGAGACUUCAGUGUAAACGCCCACUGCUGUGAUUGGCUAACAUCUUUGCAUAUGAAAUAGCUAAGUAUUACUCUCUCGAAAACUUUUAACACGUUUUUACUAUUACAGCUCUCAAGGUUAACUAAUCGUAAAAAGUGUUGGUUAUAGCAUUACAUCUAUGAGAUCUUUUAGAUCUAUGGCA
Ctenopharyngodon idella (grass carp) is the source of this 1140-nucleotide messenger RNA. RefSeq names its product deleted in malignant brain tumors 1 protein-like. The record is from RefSeq and is a predicted model, not a curated record. NCBI's taxonomy places the organism in Eukaryota, Metazoa, Chordata, Actinopteri, Cypriniformes, Xenocyprididae. Gene Ontology annotation, cellular component: membrane. The transcript has 3 exons.